Hypoxylon trugodes is the source of this 591-nucleotide messenger RNA. RefSeq lists its product as uncharacterized. The transcript is spliced from 2 exons. Lineage: Eukaryota; Fungi; Ascomycota; Sordariomycetes; Xylariales; Hypoxylaceae. Bases 1 to 591 code for a protein of 196 amino acids. The record is from RefSeq and is a predicted model, not a curated record.
AUGAAGUUCUCCUCGAUAAUAUCAGGCCUCACGGCUUUGGCACUAGCGAGCUUAGCCAGCGCCGCCGACCGAACGGCUGCCAUAUACAUUCAGCCUGUUUCUUCCUCAUCUACUACCCCAGCGCCUCUCGCCGAAAUACGCUACAAUUGCGCGGCCUCUGCGUCCGAUGCCGAGAUUAUAUCCUACGAAGCGCCCGAGCUACCAGAUGAAGCUACGUUAGUGCGCGUCGGGGCCUACGAUCCGUCUACUAAGCGAUGGCAGUCCUCGACUUCCGUGGCGUCUGUGAAUAAUUUCGGAAAGGGGUACUCGCCGACGAUAGUCUUGUCCGUGGAUAGAAAUGGCGAUGUAGUUGCUGCGGCGCUGAAGGGGAUUCGGAUUGAUGCGGGACAGACGAGGGAUUUUGGACCCCAGGUUUUGGUGCGUGUUGAUAAGCCGGGAGCGCAGCCUGAGUUGAAUAAGCCGGUUGUUCUGUCGCCUGAGGGGAAGACUGUUGAGCCGGAGGAGAAGACGUUCUUCCAGAAGUACUGGUGGUUGAUAGGUAUCGUUGUUAUGAUGACUAUGGCCGGUGGAGGAGGCGACCAAGGCAAAUAA